Molecule: messenger RNA, 2668 nt
Organism: Scatophagus argus
Lineage: Eukaryota; Metazoa; Chordata; Actinopteri; Scatophagidae
Product: complement factor B-like
Exons: 18
Coding region: 22-2382 (786 amino acids)
Biological process (GO): complement activation; proteolysis
Cellular component (GO): extracellular region
Molecular function (GO): serine-type endopeptidase activity
Source: RefSeq, a predicted model, not a curated record
AAGUACCAGGUUGGUAUUUUCAUGACUAUCAGUCAUCAGUGUUUUGAAAUAAAUACACAGCUCCUGCAAAAUCCUCUCAUUUCUACAUGGUUCAGCAUGGGAUUUUCUGUCCACUGGAGCUGGGCUGUAGCACUAACAUGUCUCCUCUGUAUGGGAGGUGAAGUUCGGUGUAAUUGCACGGAGACAAAUGUACAAAUCGAAGGAGGAUUUUACAAAUUGACCAAGCAGCUGCAGACAGGCAGCCUGUUGAUCUACAACUGUCCUGAGGGUUACUACCCAUACCCAGCACUGACCCGCUUGUGCCAGCCUAAUGGCUCCUGGAACCCUGCACCCAGGAGGUUUAACCCCCAGAGAUGCAGACUUGUUGAAUGUCCAGAUCCCAAUGUGCUGGCGUACGGAAACGUCUCACCUCCACAGGACAAGUACUUUGUGGACAAUGAGACCACGUAUGAGUGCUAUUCAGGACACACGAUGAGAGGCUCAUCCAGACGUGUUUGUUUACCAAACGGAAAGUGGAGCGGCUCCACUCCCAUCUGUAGUCGUGACACAGGGAAUAAUUGUGCUGACCCUGGCAUCCCAGCUGGUGCCUCAAGAACAGGCAACAUAUUUGAAAUUGGUGACACAGUGAAAUACACCUGCAACGGCAACCUGUUUUUGGUGGGGUCGAGUGAAAGAGUGUGUCAGGAGAACGGCCAGUGGACUGGCAAAGAGCCAGCAUGCUACUACAAACACACCUAUGAUACUCCCCAGGAAGUUUCAGAAGCGUUUGGCAACGCAAUCAAAAACAGCCUCAUCAACUUAGACUCGACUGAUGACUCACAGACAGGGAGAAAAAUCAGGAUUUCAAACAAUGUGACGCUUAACAUCUAUAUCGCAAUGGACGUUUCUGAGAGCAUCGAUGAACGGUUUGUCCAAGAUGCAAAGCGCGCUGUCAGUAAACUUAUUACAAAGAUUUCAUCCUUCAAUGUGAAUCCAAACUAUGAAAUCCUGUUUUUCUCCUGUGAUAUAUUUGAAAUUGUCAACAUUCUUGACUUCUGGCGAGACAGACCGUUGCUAAGCAGCAUCCUUAAUAAUUUGGAUACGUUUCAAAUAAAAGACGGAGAAUUCACUCUUGGAACUGAUCUGAACUUCGUUUUUAAGACCUUCUUGGAGCGAAUGGCGAUGAUAAAACAGCAGGUUGGAGAUGAGGCUUUUAAGGAACAUCGUCACGUCAUUAUAGUAUUUACAGAUGGUGGUUAUAAUAUGGGCGAACCUUCAACCACUGUGGCAAAAAUAAAGAACAUGGUAUACAUGAGCCAGCCUAAUGAAGAAGGGAUUCAACCAAGAGAAGAAUAUCUUGACAUUUAUAUUUUUGCCACUGGAGCUGAAAUCUUUGAUGACGACCUGCAUGCCCUCACAUUGGGGACAGGUGGCCAGCAUUACUUCAGAAUGAAGGACAUUAGUAAUUUACAAGAGACCUUUGAUGAUAUAAUUGAUGAACAAGAUGUUAAAGGUCUGUGUGGUCUUCACAAGGAGUAUGAAACACUUGACAGAGACAGUAAGAGGAAAAUGUAUCCAUGGAUGGCAUUUGUUUAUGUGCAGAAAGAUGGAAUGACAAGGAAAUGCAUGGGCUCUUUGGUGACCCCUCGGUUUGUCUUGACUGCUGCUCACUGCUUCACGUUUGGAGAUUUACCUGAGUACGUCACAGUUGAAAUUGAUGACGGACAAGGCAAAGUGAAAAGAGUUAAAUCUUUCAUAAUACACCCAAACUACAAUAGUAAUGCUAAAACAAGACAGGGCGUGAGGGAGUUCUAUGACUAUGAUGUGGCUCUCAUCCACCUGAGGGAAGACGUUCAAAUCACCGAGGCCUCCAGACCUAUUUGCAUACCUUGCACCUGGGAGACCAAUGAUGCUCUAAAACUGCCCAGUCAAUCCACCUGCAAGGAACAAGAGCGACAUCUUUUAAAGAAUCAUCUUGAAAGACUCAACUUCCUGACCAAAAAAGGUGACAGGGUAGAUGAAAGAGAUGUCCACGCUAAGCUUGGCGAUAAUAGAGAUGAAUGCAUCAGACAUGCAUUGCAGGCAGAGGGCAUAACAACAAGGAAUCCAAAGGACGCUGUAACUGAUAACUUCCUGUGCACUGGUGGUCGGAAUCCAUAUAGAGAUCAUAUAGCAUGUAAAGGUGAUGGUGGAGGUGCUGUGUUCAAGAACUAUGAACAUCGCACCAUACAGAUUGCAGUAGUCAGCUGGGGAACCAAGAAUCUGUGCAAUGAAGGUGCCGUGGAGUCAGAUGACACCUCCAGAGAUUUCCACAUUAAUCUCUUCAGAGUUAUCCCUUUCCUCAAAUCUGUCCUUGGAAAUGAUGAGGAUGACUAUGAACCACUUAAGUUUUUGGACAACUGAAUGCAUUUACAUAUUGCAAUUUGUUUGUUUCAGUUUUAUGAUUUGUGUAUAGUACGUGUUUAAAAACACUGACUCAGGUUAUUUUGCUGAUUGAUGCAUGAAUGACUUCAUCUACUACUACUUUUUUUCAUGUGAAUUCAUGAUGAACAAAAAGUUCUUAUAUACACAUACACACACAAUAUGUAUGUGCAUCACAGAUCUUUGUACUGAGUGUAAUGUGAAAGACAUACACAUUAUGGAGCAUGUACCAUAAAAGUGAAAAAAAUAAAGUCACUUUGUCAACCUC